Parasteatoda tepidariorum (common house spider) is the source of this 1257-nucleotide messenger RNA. NCBI's taxonomy places the organism in Eukaryota, Metazoa, Arthropoda, Arachnida, Araneae, Theridiidae. The record is from RefSeq and is a predicted model, not a curated record.
AUGGAACCAGAGUUUAGUAUUUUUGCGACCCCAUUCAAUGUUAAUUACGAAGAAGUUGAUGCAAAAUUUCAACUUGAGUUAAUAGAACUGAACUGUAAUACUCUCCUGAAACAAACUUUUCAUACAGUACCAUUACUAGAAUUUUAUAAAAAUUUAAGUCCAGAUAAUUUCCCAAAUCUAAUUACUCAUGCAAUGAAGAUAAUGACAAUGUUCGGCUCAUCUUAUAUAUGCGAACAAAUCUUUUCAACAAUGAAGCUUAGGAAAACUUCUUUAAGAAACAGAAUUACAGAUGAGCACCUUUCAUCAGUUUUAAGAAUUUCUGCUUCGCAAAUGGAACCGGACUAUGAUGAAAUUUUGAAGAAACAGUCUCAAUUUCAUUUUUCUCAUGCACCAUCAACCAAAAAACCUGUGUGCUUACUUUGCAAUACAACUGUUGCAGUUUUAAAAGAAUAUAACAUUCAACGCCAUUUCAAGAGCAAACAUGAAAACCACUCCUACUCAUCGUUAAGUGAAGAGGUGAAAAAAAUUAAAUCGAAAGAUUUAAUAAAAAAUUUAUCAAGUCAACAACAAUUAUUUCAGAGAGCUAAUCAUUCUCAAAGAUGCGCUACGAAAGCCAGUUAUGUGUUGGCUUAUAAUAUUGCUAAAUCUAAUAAAGCAUUUUCAGAUGGUGAAUUUAUAAAGCAGUGCAUGAUAGAUGUGUGCGAUAUUAUGUGCCCUGAAAAGAAAAAUGAUUUUCAGUCACUGUCUCUCUCAAGAAGAACAAUCACCGAGAGAAUUGAAAAUAUUGAUAAAAAUCUAAUUUCACAACUGACUACAAAAACUCAAAAAUUUAUUUUUUAUUCAAUUACCAUGGAUGAAAGUACAGAUAUCAGCGAUACUGCACAGUUACUCAUAUUUGUAAGAGGAAUCGACGCCCACUUUGAAAUUACAGAAGAACUUGCAGGGCUGCAGUCAAUGAAAGGAACAACGACUGGUGCCGAUAUAUUUUGUGAAUUUGAAAAUUGCAUCGAUAAACUUCGUUUACCUAUUGAUAAGUUAUGUAAUGAUGCUCUCUGUAAAUCAGCUAUAGAUAUUGACCAUAUACUUAAUAUUGUUGUAAAACUAGUAAAUAUGAUUCGUUCCAGAGGAUUAUUACAUCGCCAGUUUCAACAGUUUUUGGAGUCCGUACAUGCUGAGCAUUCCGAUAUCCUGUAUUAUUCAAAAGUUUUGAAAGAAUAUUUGGGAUUUAAAAGACGAUAUUGUGAAUUUUCUUCUUGA